GGGGCUGGCUUCCGGCGGCGGAGGGGAGCUAGCGGCAGCCGGCUGGGGGAGGGGGUGUCGGCGCACCACGGAGUGCUGCGCUCCUUGAGCCUGGCACCCGGAGCAGCCGCCUCCCCCUCCCCCUGCCUAGACCGCUGGAAGCCCCUUCUCUUCUGUCCACCCUGGGUGGGGGUGAGCUGGGCUGAGCUGUCCCAGGCUGGCGGGGCGGAGCCAGGAGCCCCACCGUGCGCUGCGGAGCGAACCUCACCUCCUUUCCAGGGUGCAAGUGUGAGCCACUGCCCCAUGUUGUGUUGAUGCCGGUCUGCCAUGCUAGCCUGUCUACCAGGGCCAGGUGACCCGUCCUUUCAGCUUCUUUGUCACACGCAGAUGAACACUGGACUUCAGAAAUGGGACACUACACAGAAAAUGAGAACUGCUCACUAUCCUACCCCAGCCGAAUUGGAUGCAUAUGCUAAGAAGGUCGCAAACAACCCACUGACUAUAAAAAUCUUCCCCAACAGUGUGAAGGUUCCCCAGCGGAAACACGUUCGUCGUACUGUGAACGGCCUCGACACAUCAGCCCAGCGCUACAGCCCCUAUCCGACGCAGGCUGCCACCAAGGCAGGCCUGCUUGCCAUUGUCAAAGUGCCAGCCAAAAGCAUACUCAAGGACUUUGACGGCACCCGAGCCCGGUUGCUCCCUGAGGCCAUCAUGAACCCCCCAGUGGCACCCUAUGCUACUGUGGCACCCAGCACUUUAGCCCACCCCCAGGCCCAGGCUCUGGCCCGCCAGCAGGCCCUGCAGCAUGCACAGACCCUGGCCCAUGCCCCUCCCCAGACGCUGCAGCACCCUCAGGGUAUCCCACCACCCCAGGCACUGUCCCACCCUCAGAGCCUCCAGCAGCCUCAGGGCCUGGGCCACCCUCAGCCCAUGGCCCAAACCCAGGGUUUGGUCCACCCUCAGGCCCUGGCGCACCAGGGUCUCCAGCACCCCCAUAAUCCCUUGCUGCAUGGAGGCCGGAAGAUGCCAGACUCAGAUGCCCCCCCGAAUGUGACCGUGUCUACCUCAACUAUCCCCCUUUCAAUGGCGGCCACCCUGCAGCACAGCCAGCCCCCGGACCUGAGUAGCAUCGUGCACCAGAUCAACCAGUUUUGCCAGACGAGGGCAGGCAUCAGCACUACCUCAGUGUGUGAGGGCCAGAUCGCCAACCCCAGCCCCAUUAGUCGCAGUCUGCUCAUCAAUGCAAGCACCCGGGUGUCAACCCACAGCGUCCCCACACCAAUGCCUUCAUGUGUGGUCAAUCCCAUGGAGCACACCCAUGCGGCCACCGCCGCGUUGCCUGCUGCAGGUCCUGUUAACCUGCCCACAGGCAUCUCUCGCGCCCCCACUGGCUACCCUAGCGACCUCAAGCCAGUCACCUGGAACCAGCACCAGCUGGCCCACCUACAACAGAUGUGCAACGAGGCUGGUGGGACGCCAGCCCCUGGCCUGACAGGCAAGCAUGCGGCAGGACGCGAGUUGGCAGGGCCUGGCUUUGUGGGCAAGGCCCCUGCCUACCCGCAGGAACUCUGCCUGGCACAGUCCUUCCAUCUGAAGCCACCCCUGGAAAAGCCGACCCCAUCCCCACCAGUCAACGGCCUGGCAGCCCCAUUGGCCUACCCCAAUGGUCACUACUUCCAACCCCUGUGGAACAACAUUCUGCCCACUCCCAAUAGCGACAGCUCGGGGUCUCAGGACCUCGCCAUGCCGUUCCACGGUGGGCAGCCCACAGGUGCACCCCUCGACUGUGCGGCUGCUCCUGGGGCCCACUACCGAGCAGGGACCGGGGGCGGUCCAGUGGCAAGCCAGAACAGCUUGAUGCAAACAGUGGAUUACCUAAGUGGGGAUUUCCAGCAGGCCUGCUUCCGAGAACAGAGCCUAGCCAUGCUGAACAAGGCCCACCGAGCCCCUGGCAACCGAGCCCCUGAUCCCACAGAUAGUCGAAGUCUUCAUAUUCAGCACCCAGGGUAUAGAUAGGUAGCCCUGGUGCCCUCCACGUGCAACACAUCAUAUGUCACCCUCCUAGGUUUAGUCUUUUAAGUAACUGGAUAGUUUGAAAGUUUCACUGCUCCAAUGUGAUCAUUCUCAGAUGUCUAAGAAAGGGAAUUUGGUGGAAUCUAACAGGACAGAAGGAGUCUUCUCAUCUUCCCCUCCGGCAACUUUUGGUUUUAUGUUAGAACCUAACCCCAAGCCCAGGCUUUCCUCUCCAUUGCCUGCCUGUCAGCUCAUCUCUCCACCUUGACCAUUUCCAGCCGGCUCCCACCCAUCUUGUUUUGAACCUCUGCCUGUUUCCCUUAGGACAACUGAGGUGUGGGCUGAGGGAAUGCCCUAGUUGAGAUAGUGUAGGUGCUCAGGCCCCAAAGCCAGGCCUCUACCUGUUGCUCUUCCCUUCCCCCUCCCCGCCUCCCCCAGGACUAAGAAGCAAGAUUUCCCAAGUGCUCUGGAAGCUAAUUCCUUAUUCACCCAAAGAUCUCAAAUCAAAGCUGACCCAGUCUUCAUAUCCUUCGAGUUCCUUUCCAUUCCUCAAGGCUUUGUUGUGUAACUACAUUGAUCCCGCAGCCACUGCACUUGCCCUUGCCACACUCGACCCCAAGGGCAUCUUGCAGGUAUUUGACCAUUUCUUGAGAUAUGUGGGGGAGGGGGUGGAAUCUUUGUAUUGGCAUCUUGGUUCCAGAUUCCCCUUUCCAAACCUAGAAAAACACAGUGACUUUUCAGCAUACCCAAGAUCCCUUUCUCACUGUUGCCUGUCCCCUAACUCACCUGUUGCCCACAGCCCCUAUCCUUUCCCCAUCAACAAAACAAAACAAAUAAAAUCUACCUUACUUGAGGAAUUAGGCAGGUAAGGAAUUAUCACAUUGGAGUUUGGGAUUAAACACCCAAAAAAAAAAAAAAUGCAUUUGGUUCUCUCUACACUGGCUAAGAAUAUUGCUCUACACUGUAAGUUUUAAAUGUUACAUUUCUGUAUGAAUGCAGUGUGGGUGUGAGUAGCAUUGUGUGUGAGUGGCACUGCAGGUAAAUUCACCCUCUAAUGCAGCCCCUCAGUUUAGUGAA
Molecule: messenger RNA, 3069 nt
Organism: Cebus imitator (Panamanian white-faced capuchin)
Lineage: Eukaryota; Metazoa; Chordata; Mammalia; Primates; Cebidae
Gene: FAM222B
Product: family with sequence similarity 222 member B
Exons: 3
Coding region: 307-1995 (562 amino acids)
Source: RefSeq, a predicted model, not a curated record